This is a messenger RNA of Xenopus laevis (African clawed frog), 2232 nucleotides long. It is a transcript of the gene nipal4.L, whose product is annotated as NIPA-like domain containing 4 L homeolog. The coding region runs from base 122 to 1321 and encodes 399 amino acids. The record is from RefSeq and is a predicted model, not a curated record. Gene Ontology annotation, cellular component: membrane. NCBI's taxonomy places the organism in Eukaryota, Metazoa, Chordata, Amphibia, Anura, Pipidae. Gene Ontology annotation, molecular function: magnesium ion transmembrane transporter activity. The transcript is spliced from 6 exons. Gene Ontology annotation, biological process: magnesium ion transport; magnesium ion transmembrane transport.
GGAGCCAAUGGUUGUGAGCUGAGUAACACCCUGAUCAGGUGAGAGAAAGUGCACUGAGAAUUAUAAGCGGCUGCACUUGGGAUGUUGGUUGUUUGAUUACAGGACUGCUGCCCCCCAUCACAUGGCUCGUCUCCCGUCAGAUCAUGGCUGUGUCAAUGGCUCUCUAGUUGCAUUAAGCUGCCCUUCGCACCAGGUGCUGUGCCGGAUCGUGGGCGAGAUCGACCUCCCCAGCUCUGUCUAUCAGAACCUGACGCUGGACGCCGGCUUGUCGCAGGCUGUAACACAAAACUACGAAUUCCUUAGCGGUUUGCUGUUGGCCGUGUUGUCCAGCCUCCUUAUUGGCAGCAGCGUCAUCCUCAAAAAGAAAGGGCUCCUACGCCUGUGUCGACAAGGAGGGACGCGUGCAGGUGCUGGUGGACAUGGUUAUCUGAAAGACUGGAUGUGGUGGGCAGGACUAUUAACAAUGGGGGGAGGCGAGGCUGCCAAUUUUGCUGCUUAUGCGUUUGCACCUGCCACCAUUGUCACUCCCCUGGGGGCGCUCAGUGUCCUAAUCAGCGCUGUGAUGUCUUCCUAUCUGCUCGGAGAGAGCCUGAAUGUCUUGGGGAAGUUGGGGUGUACUCUCAGUGUCCUGGGAAGCACUGUAAUGGUAAUCCAUGCCCCUGAGGAGCAAGAGGUCACCACUUUAGAAGAUAUGACCCUCAAGCUGCAGGAUCCAGGUUUCAUAGCCUAUAUCAGUCUCUUGCUGAUCUGCUGCUUGGUUCUGAUCUUCCUCCUUUCCCCUCGUUAUGGUCACACCAACAUCCUUAUCUACCUGGCAAUCUGCUCGCUUUUGGGUGCCUUCUCGGUGUCUUCGGUGAAAGGUUUAGGAAUAGCAGUAAAGAGCCUGAUUUCUGGACAGUCUGUUGUCACACACCCUCUGCCCUGGAUCCUCAUCCCUAUCUUGAUCUUAUCAGUGGUUACCCAAGUAAACUACCUCAACAAGUCUUUGGAUGUGUUCAACACCUCAUUAGUAUUCCCUAUCUAUUAUGUGCUGUUCACAAGUGUGGUUAUAGCCACCUCCCUCAUCCUCUUCAAGGAAUGGGUUGCUAUGUCUGCCUUGGAUGGAGUUGGAGCAGUCUGCGGCUUUCUCAUCAUCAUUUUGGGGGUCUUCAUGUUGCACGCUUUCAAGGACCUAGACCUCAGUCUUCAGCAACAACUGCAGACACUUUCCCCUUUACCUCCUCUCCAUUUCUCCUCAAAGGAGGACAAGAUUUCGUUGAUCGACAGUAUGGAAAUAGAGGCCAUAGAUGGCAAACCUAAGGUCUUUGUCAUCUAUACUUGAUAUUGGCCAAGGCAUUUUGGCCUUCAAAGCUGAUGAAUUUUAUUUUUAAAGAGAAAAUGUAGAGAACUGUGUUGCCAGCUUUAUUCCGUUGGAUCACAAACUGCACAUAAAGACCCAUCUUGUAGCCCCUUUUUUUUUUUUUUUUUUUUUUUUACUUUUUUCAAAUACUGUACUGGAAACCAAUUGGACAAUCUGUCUCUUUUUUGAUUUGCUAUGAAUGAAAUCAUUAUGCUGUUUGACAGGGAAUAUUAUGCAUUAGGGCCCUCAAAUCCCAAGUUGAAAGGUAUCUCCACUGGGUAUUGGUGGGUCAGUAUCUCAAUGAAUGUUCUCUUGCUAGUAUUGAACAUGUGGCUAGGUUUAAAAUAAUUGAGCAUAAAAUGUUAUGAUUCAGCAGGAGGGCCACAAUAAUAUGCAUAAUAUUUCUUGGCCGGACUUUCACAUUUUUUAAAAAAGGGGCACAAAACACCUUGCUUGCAUAAUCUUUGGUUCAGCCAGAAGAAUAUGCUAAUCAGGAGUCUGUCAUCUCCUUAAACUGCUGUGGCUUGUAUUUUGUCACUUUUUCUGGAUAACUUUAAUAUUCUGUACAGUUUUUAUUUUUGUAUAUUGUUUGCUGUCUAACUACUUAUCUAUUUUUAAAGCACUGUUCUUUUGUAAGUUAUAAAACGCUUCCAUUUAAAAAAAAAAUGCUUCCUUUCUGAAUGUGUCCACUGCACAGGGGUUCUGAUUCUUGAAACAGGUUUGGCAACUUUGUCGACCAUACAGUGUUUCAGUUUCUGGGUUGGGGGGUGUACUCCCUAAACCUCUUAUUUGUUGCCUAUGAACCCCCAGAAUCCUGAAAUUGCUGUGGCCUAUAGGUUUUAGUUUAAUCUUUUUUUUUUUUUUUUUUUUGUAUUUCAAGAAAACUUAUUCAU